AUAUAUUUUUAAAUAGGGAUGCUAAAAGUAGCUACCUGGUGCCAUUUCUAAGAAAUUGUUUAUCGUUGGGCCUAUUACGAGAAAAGAGCCCAAGCGAUUCUACAACGGCUAAUAUUCCCCUUCUUCUUCUUCCUCUGUCUCAAGUUGCAAUUUUAGAAGAUAUCUUUUUCCAAUCUCUGAAAGAUAAUAAUUUCAUGAGAGUAUUAAAUGGGGGUGGGUGGAAACUUCUGGGAAUUGCUGAAACCGUAUCGUCGAGCAGAAGGGUUUGAUUUCUUGAGAAACAAACGUGUAGCAGUGGACUUGUCAUAUUGGAUUGUUCAGCAAGAAACUGCAGUCAAAGCCCACAUUCGUAAUCCUCAUAUCAGACUCACUUUUUUCCGUACCAUCAAUCUCUUCUCUAAGUUUGGGGCAUUUCCUGUUUUCGUCGUGGAUGGUACUGCGUCACCGCUUAAGUCCCAGGCAAGGAUUGCACGUUUUUUUCGGGCAUCAGGAAUUGAUCUAUCGAGUUUGCCUUUGGCUGAGGAGGGCAUUUCAAUUGAGAGGAACAAGGCAUUUCAGAAAUGCGAACAAGAAUGUGUGGAGCUUCUUGAACUACUUGGGGUGUCAGUCCUAAAGGCAAAAGGAGAAGCUGAAGCACUCUGUGCACAGUUGAAUCAAGAAGGACAAGUUGAUGCUUGUAUUACUGCUGAUAGCGAUGCAUUUCUUUUUGGAGCCAAAUGUGUUAUCAAAAAUAUCCAACCCAACUCCAAAGAACCAUUUGAGUGCUAUCACAUGUCGGAUAUUGAGUCUGGUCUUGGGCUGCGGAGAAAUCACUUGAUAGCAAUUUCACUUUUGGUGGGAAAUGACCACAACUUGAUUGGUGUCCCUGGGAUUGGGCUUGAAACAGCACUUCGUUUUGUCAAAUCUUUCAGUGAAGAUGAGAUCUUGUAUAGGUUGCAGGAAAUAGGUGGAGGGGAUGUACAGGUGCUUCAGCGUGAUGUCAACUUAGACUGUAAUUUUAUACCCAGUUCAGAUGAGAGCCCUCAGAAGACCAAAGUGCGACACUGUUCAUUCUGUGGGCAUCCUGGCAGCAAGAAAGCUCACCUCAAGUUUGCUUGUCAGUAUUGCAGUUCCAAUGCCGACGAGGGUUGCAUUCAGAAACCGUCGGGCUUCAAGUGUAAUUGUUCCUCGUGUGAUUUGGAUAAUAAAGAAAAAGAACAGAAAAGAAAUGAGAAUUGGCAGAUUAAAGUUUGCAGAAUGAUCACCUCGGAGCAGAAUUUCCCAAACAAUGAGAUUACAGAAAUGUACUUGAACAAACACCAGCAGUCUGCAGAUGGUGAUUAUCAUUUAACAUGGUCAAGUCCAAAGACAGAUAUGCUAGUUGAUUAUCUGGCUUAUUAUCAGCACUGGGAGCCAUCUUAUACACGACAAAGAAUGCUUCCUAUGUUAUCCACCAUAUUUCUAAGAGACGUGGCCUCAAAUUCAAAAGAUCAAUUGUUAUGCGGACAGUAUGAAUUUGAUUCCAUUCAGCGGGUAAAGACAAGAUUUGGACAUCAACUUUACGUAAUCAAUUGGAAGAAAACGACACGUGAAAUGAGCAAUGAAAUCUGCAUCCCCUCUGAAAACCCUGAUACGGAGCAGGAGCUGAGGAUAGCUGAUGAUGAGUCGAAAGAUUUGCUCGAUGAGCCUGAGGUUCUGCAGAUUCAUAUCAAGGACGGAUGCAGCUUUUUAUCAACUGAAGAAGAUAUGGAGCUUGUACAGAGUGCUUUUCCAGAAAAGGUUUCCCAGUUCUUGAGAGAUAAGGAGCUAAAAGAAACAAAAUCAAGUAGAAAAAGAUCAGUGAAGCCUGAAAAUUCAGAAUCACCGAGAGGCGUUCAACCCAGCAUCACCAACUUCUACCGAUCAUCCAAAGUCCAGGUGACGCCUGGGAAUGAAACUGGAAGUUCAAAGAUUAGUGCGGAUACUUCUGGAGAGAGAGAUAAAGAACCCAUCCGAAACUACUCCAAGUCUGCUAGACGCAAGCUUUUGUUUGGUUAGCCAUGCAGCACGAUCCAAUACCUUUGCGUCCUGUAAAUUGGUUUGUCACAGUUGUGUAUAUUGAUCUUUUAUUUUGGUUUCUCUCCCAUUUGGUAAAUGAGGUAAAUAUAUAUAGAUGAGGUUCUAUAUUUUUGGUUGGGUUGGGGGUGGGGGGCAGCAGUUGUCACAAUGAUGUGCAUAUUAAUCUUUAAUUUUGUUUUCUUUCCCAUUUGGUAAAUGCAAGCUCACUUGUGAAUGAGGUAA
Nicotiana tabacum (common tobacco) is the source of this 2259-nucleotide messenger RNA. Its product is annotated as flap endonuclease GEN-like 1. Gene Ontology annotation, biological process: pollen development. The record is from RefSeq and is a predicted model, not a curated record. Lineage: Eukaryota; Viridiplantae; Streptophyta; Magnoliopsida; Solanales; Solanaceae. Gene Ontology annotation, molecular function: 5'-flap endonuclease activity.